This is a messenger RNA of Eleginops maclovinus (Patagonian blennie), 2441 nucleotides long. It is a transcript of the gene efna1a, whose product is annotated as ephrin-A1a. Lineage: Eukaryota; Metazoa; Chordata; Actinopteri; Perciformes; Eleginopidae. Gene Ontology annotation, cellular component: plasma membrane. Bases 218 to 901 code for a protein of 227 amino acids. Gene Ontology annotation, biological process: ephrin receptor signaling pathway; axon guidance. Gene Ontology annotation, molecular function: ephrin receptor binding. The transcript has 5 exons. The record is from RefSeq and is a predicted model, not a curated record.
AUUUGUCGAGUUUAGCUGACCUGUUUACGGUUUAUAUUCUUGUGCGAAUCUAGUUGCUGUUUUUGUUCUUUUCAAAACCGCUGCAUGCUUCAAUUGUUUUUCUAAGCGUGCAGUUUACACGUGAGCGGACGAGCUCUUCACAGUGAACUUCUUGGUUUCUUUUGCACAACCUACCUGAGUUGUGUUUCCGCUCUGCACGCCUCCACUACUCUCCACCAUGGAUUUGUUUUGGAUUGUGGGCUGCGUUGUGAGCGUCUGCGCCUGGUUUGCUUCAGCGGAGCGACACAGCGUCUACUGGAACAGCACCAACCCAAAGUUUCUAUGGGACGACUACACCGUUGAGGUCAAGCUCAAUGACUACCUGGACAUCGUCUGCCCCCAUUACCCAGAGGGUGAGGUGCCAUUGCUGGAUGCUGAGCGAUACGUGCUCUACAUGGUGGAGCGCGAGGACUUCGACACCUGCAAGCCUCAGUCAUACGACCAGAUGCGUUGGGAAUGCGGCCAUCCGUUUGCUCCUCACGCCGCUGAAAAGUUCUCGGAAAAGUUCCAACGUUUUACUCCGUUUACUCUGGGAAAGGAGUUCCGCCAAGGAGAAAGCUACUAUUAUAUCUCCAAACCUUUGCAUCACCAUGGAAAGGAGUGCCUCAGGCUCAAGGUGGACGUUGUAGCUGUUGAUGGCUCUCAAGAAGCCAGAGUGGCUAAAGGAGGCACAGGUGGGGCUGCAGAUGGAGCCGGGGGCGGGGUUCACAACCCGACCAACAGACUGCCUGCAGCAGAUGACCCAGUGGUAGUCCUGCCAGACGUCCUGAAGAGUGCACGGUCCAACUCUGUAGUGACCGCUUCAUCCUUCACAAUCCUCUCAUUGCUAGUGCCAUUUUCAUUACUGCUAUUGUUGCACUGAGAGGACAUGAAAGAACUGCUGUUUGCAGACUUUUUUUUUCAGGGACUACAAUGAAGACAGUCCGUGGGGAUGAAACCACUGAUUCAAAAAGACAGUUUUCCAUGCCCAGUGCUGGCCACUGGGAAAGACUUUUGAAGCUUGUAAAGUACAGAUGGACUCUAACAGAUGGAGUAACUCCUGAGACAAAGUAUGUGUGCUGCCUAAUUUUUUAAAGUGACAGUAUUUUUUUUCUUGGAAAAGCUCUCCUUUUUUUUUUUUAAGGGCUCAUUCCAAAAAAAACAUGAACUUCUUUGGAUGGUAACCCUAAAUGAUAAUAGGAAGACGCUGAAGAGGAACCAGAAGAAUAAUCAAGAGCAACUCUCUUUUGAGUGAUAUAGAUGUAGGCAGGAUGUAUCCACGUUCAAUGGAAAAGUUAUCUCCUUCCUUUGAGCCAAAGAUCAGUCAUCUCUCCAGCUUGUACACUAUUCCACCCUUGAGUAUUGUGUACUAUUUGUUGUAUUGUUAUUGUAAUGGUAUUGAGUGGCAUUGAUGUCCCAAGUGAUUAAUUUCUCUAAAUGUAGCAUCGACAGACACACGGGCUCGUCUUAUGACUACCAUUCCUUUGCGAACUUGACCAUGUGCUUUUACUGUAGCACUAAUACCACACAGUACACCAACACCAACACACACUCCAUAGCUGUGUUACGCACAGACAAACACACACUGACAUCAGUUGACAUUAAACAUUAAAGUACACUACAUUUAACUGUGUUAUGUGUACAUUCUGUGAAGAUAAUUUAUAACAUUUGCAGCUGAGAAGUUUACUGUAUAUACCAUGUGCUCCCAAAAAGAAAUGUUUACUGUUGGCAACCAGGGGACUUUUUCUUAUUUUUGUUCCUGGUAGAGUUAGUACUUGUGUGAAAGAAAAACUGUGUGAGAGUAAAGAAAAAAUGGAGCAAUUGAUUUGAGUGGUGAGACAAAACGUUUUUCUGCCAAAAGCAAACACUGAGAUGUGUGUGUGCGUGUGUGCAUAUAUGUGUGUGUGUGUGCAGAGAGGCUGGACUUCUCUAUUUGUUGGAUCUUUGCCGCUGUAUUAGUUAAGCUGCCUGACAUGAAGUGCUGGUAUCUUUUAUUACUACAGGACCUAACCCUGUGUGUCACGGUGCUUUCAUUCAUAUAUUGAACACAAGCAUAUACAUCUAAAAAUACAAAGUUAACUAGACAUUCAGAAUAAUCAAAACCGUAAUUAAGGAUAUGAACAACAGGUUCAUAACAGACAAGACAAGGCAUCAAACCGAGUUGCCAAGCACAACUUCACCCGACAGGCUGGCUUGAUCAACAAAGCACAACAGUGUAUGACCAUUAAAGUUACUCUUUUUUUAAAUCUGAAUUCUUGUUACCUAAUUUUGUACAUGUGUAAUUAAGAAAAGUGUAUAAUAUGUAUAUAUUUAUAUAUAUAUAUAUAUAUAUAUAUAGAAGAUUAUAUAAAAAGACCUGUUUCAUAAAUAUGCUAAAUGUGAAAAUUACAUGUGAAAUAAAAAAAGAUAUUUUUGGAAAACCA